AAACUACACCAUGACGGGAAGUGGUGGAUAGGCAGCCGAGAAGAGCCAUGGGAGGCUGCAGCUGCCUCCCUGCUCUGCCGGCUCCUCAACUUGCCAGCCAUGGAGCCCCUGCCUCUGAAAUUCUGCUACUGCUGAACAAGCCUUCCAGCCUCAACAAGGCCAACACAGCCUCAGGAAGGCAGGCCUCCACCGAGGAAAUUAAAAAAGCAGCAACCAGCAGGGGUCUGAAGAUUCAAGAUAAGCAGCUGCAACUGAGUUUGGAUACUAAUGGAGGAAAUUACUCUUCUUGGGAUGUUCCCUGUGAGGUUAUGAACAUCAGAUGUGCUGGUGGCUGCACCAGAACCCCUACAGGACUUCUUGCAAUGAUGAGCUGGAAUGGAAUGAGUGCAAGGAGAGGAGGAGCCAAAAUGACAUCACAUCUGAGUUGUGUCUUGCAUGCACCACCAUUGUCUUUAUCCAGGCCUAUGGUGGUGAAAGCCUUGACUGACAUGUCAACAGAACUCACUUUGUGUGGAAGGAAGUCAGUAGGGAGAAAUAACGAGACACACCAAGGCGUCACUUCACAGAGCAAGCGACAACUUCCAGCAAUCAUGGUAUUAUGUGCUUUGGACACCUGUCUCCAAGGAAGAUAUCAUUCAAUCACAGCUAGUGUGAUGGGGCUGCCAUGA
Messenger RNA from Rhineura floridana, 668 nucleotides. RefSeq lists its product as uncharacterized. The coding region runs from base 48 to 668 and encodes 206 amino acids. NCBI's taxonomy places the organism in Eukaryota, Metazoa, Chordata, Lepidosauria, Squamata, Rhineuridae. The transcript is spliced from 6 exons. The record is from RefSeq and is a predicted model, not a curated record.